GGUCGUGGGUGACCUCAGCCUGGGGUCUCCGCGAAGUAGGGAUAGGGGCGCAGGGCAGGUGUCUUGGUGUGGGCCCGGGGACACCUGUCUCUGCACCUCUUUCCUCCGGCGCGCGUCCUCCACCCGCAGGAGCGGGGCCUCGGGGGCGGCCGUCCCGAGCAUGCGCACCGGGUCUGCUGCGGGCAAGCAAGCGGGUUCGGAGUCCGGGCGCUGGGACGCGGGGCGGCGCGAAGCCGGGCCCUCAGCCGCCCCGCGCUCCCAUGUACGCCUUCUACUCGUUGCUCAUCUACAUCUUCUAUAGCCUCUUCCGCAGGGAUGGCGGGGCCAAGGCGACCGCCGACCCCAGGGACCCCAACCAGAGUGCCAGCCGCAAACCCGAGGGUAGCCGCCGCCCUGACCAGCCCCCUGCCGAACUCUGGUCCGAGCUGACCGGCCUGGUCGGCCGCUCGGAGUCAGAAGAUGGGCCAGGAAGAGGAGCCGAGGACCGCCCGGCCGAGGUCUCCCUGGAGGAGGCUCUCGUGCGCCUUGCUGAGUUCCUCUCAGUCCAGCUGGGGGCGGAAGAGAGCUGCCGCUAUCCUCCCGAUCUGAGCAAGCCUAGUGAUGUCCCUCCACUGUUGACUGUAACUGGUCAGCUGUUGGCCCUCCUGGCAUGGAUGCGGAGCCCCAGGGGGAGGCAGGCCCUGCCCCAUGGGACUCAGCCAGCCUCAGGGGUGCAGCCCCCUACUCCAACUGGACCCACAUCCCCAGAAGAAAGCCCUUCCUUUUCACUGAGUGGUGAGGCCCAGGGGCAGCAGGCCCCGCAGUUGGAGGAGGAUCAGAGGGCUUGGCAGCGGCUGGAACAGCUCAUCCUUGGACAGCUGGAAGAGCUGAAGCAACAGCUGGAUCUGCAGGAUGGGCUGGGCCAACUGCACCUGGGAGUGGGGGCGACAGAUUCUGAGAAAAGGGUUCAGCAUCUGACCCUGGAGAACGAGGCCUUGAAACAGAGCCUGAUCCUCACUCAGGACCUUCUGAGGCACUGGGGUCCUGGCCCCCACACCAGGGCCCCCCAGGAGGAGGCAGAGGCACUGGUGGAGCUCCAGGGCCAGCUUCAGGAGGCCCAGGACACCACAGAAGCUCUCCGAGUCCAGCUGGGGGUCCAGGAGCUGCAGCUACAGGGCCUUCAGGGGGCUCUCCAGCAGCUCCAGCAGGAGACGGAGCAGAGCUGCAGAAGGGAGCUGCGGCAGGUGCACGGGCAGCUGGCAGGACUUCGGGCACGCAUGGCCAGCCUCCGUCAGGGCUGUGGGGACCUCCGAGGCCUGGUCAGCACCUUUACCCAGAGCUGUCAGGGUUCACUGAGCGAGGCCCGGGGCCAGGUAUCCUGGGCCCUAGGGGCACUGUCAGACAGCGGGGCUGGGACUCAGCUCCCUGAAGAGCAGCUGGGGCCCCCAACUGGAUGCCCAGGGCGGCUACUGGAGCUCAAGGGAAAUAUCCGCGUGCUGUGUCGGCUGCGGCCAGGGACACCCUCCAGCCUGGUGAGCUCAGAGCCCGGCCCAGGUGGCACGGUCACCACCUGCUAUCGAGGGCACCAACGUCGAUUCCGCCUGGACUGGGUGUUCCCUCCAGACGCCAGCCAGGAAGAGGUCUUCAGGGAGCUGGAGCCCACUGUGCUGUCCUGCCUCCGAGGCUACAGUGUCUGCAUUCUCACCUAUGGUCAGACGGGGACUGGGAAGACCUACAGCAUGGAGGGCCCACCUGAGGACCCUGGCAUAGCUCCUAGGGCGCUGCAGUCCCUGUUCCGGGAGAUGAGGACAGGAGGGCGGCACUGUGUGACCCUCAGCAUGGUGGAGAUCUACAACGAGGCUGUCAGGGACCUUCUGGCCCCAGGGCCUCCCCAGCGCUUGGUUGUGAGGCAGGGCCCCCCAGGCCAAGGGGGCCUCCAAGUGGCAGGUCUCACGUACUGGGACGUCCCCAACCUAGAGACACUGAACCAGAUGCUGAGCCUGGGGAGGAGCAACCGGGCCACCGCCGCCACCACCAUGAACCAGCACAGCUCCCGCUCGCACGCCCUGGUUACGCUGACGCUGCGAGCAGCGCCCCCAACACGCGGUUCAGGCGCCGCAGGUACCGCGCCGGCCGGCGCCCUGCCCUGCCAGGGGCCUCACCGCACGGGAGAUUGGAGUUCCCUCCACGUAGGCUCGCUCGCUCCUGCAGGCACACUGCACCUGGUGGACCUGGCGGGAUCCGAGCGUGCCUGGAAGGCGGGGGCCGCCUGCAGGGCGCGGAGAGACCCUGAGGACGCCCAGCGUAUGCGGGAGGCCCGAACCAUCAACCGCUCGCUGCUAGCACUGGGAGGCGUGAUGGCUGCGCUGCGGGCCCGCCGGCCACACGUGCCCUUCCGCGACUCGCAGCUCACGCGCCUACUUCAGCCCGCGCUCGGCUCCGGCGCCACAGUGGUGCUGCUGCUGCAGGUGGGCACCCGGCGCAGGCGUGGGGCAGGCGCAGGGUGGGGGAGAGAGGUUUGCAUGCAGGCGCCGCCCACUAGGGGCUGCUCACCAGCGCUGCUCCCCGGCAGAUCUCCACGCGGCCCGAGGACCUCGGCGAGACUGUGUGCUCGCUCAAGUUCGCUGAGAGAGUGGGCCAAGUGGAGCUGGGGCCAGCUCGGCGCCGCAGGGCCCCGCGCUCUGGGACGCCUUCCUCCCUCAGUACCGACACACCAUUCACUGGGACUCCCUGCACCCCAACACCGUCCCCGGGCAGCCCUCCAAGCCCAAGCCCAGACAGUGGCUCCAGCUCGGCUCGGGCGCCCCCAGGGAACUUGCUCUUUUAGUUUGGGGUUGCGCCUCUGCCGGCAGAGUGAGCAAAGCCCCUGCCCCCUAAACUCCCAGAGUUGUCCCCUCAGCCCCUCCCAGUGAGCAGUGUUCCCCGUGGGGGCUGGGGGGGGGGGGAGAUGACAAAUGCCCGCCCCCGGGCCCAGGCCCUGCUCCUUCCUUAUCACCAUUUGCUGCUAUCGCUGCCAGCACAGCAGGGGACCCCAGAGCAGCCUGUUCUGGCCUACUGGUCUGAGUCACGAUGUCACCACCCCGCCAGCAAAAAUCAGACUUGGCAUUAAAAUGUGGUCCAUUC
This is a messenger RNA of Artibeus jamaicensis (Jamaican fruit-eating bat), 3102 nucleotides long. It is a transcript of the gene KIFC2, whose product is annotated as kinesin family member C2. The record is from RefSeq and is a predicted model, not a curated record. Gene Ontology annotation, molecular function: ATP binding; microtubule binding; microtubule motor activity. NCBI's taxonomy places the organism in Eukaryota, Metazoa, Chordata, Mammalia, Chiroptera, Phyllostomidae. Bases 261 to 2891 code for a protein of 876 amino acids. The transcript is spliced from 16 exons. Gene Ontology annotation, biological process: microtubule-based movement.